This is a messenger RNA of Cercocebus atys (sooty mangabey), 5729 nucleotides long. RefSeq names its product zinc finger matrin-type protein 1. The record is from RefSeq and is a predicted model, not a curated record. The transcript is spliced from 2 exons. Lineage: Eukaryota; Metazoa; Chordata; Mammalia; Primates; Cercopithecidae. The coding region runs from base 3114 to 4517 and encodes 467 amino acids.
UUGCCAUGGUGGUUUUGCUGCACAGAUCAUCCCAUCACCUAGAUAUGAAGCCCAGCAUCCAUUAGCUAUUCUUUCUGAUAGCUGCAGUUUUGAUUAUGUGCAGCUCUCAAUUGGCUUUUCCCCAUUUAAGAUGUUAGACCAGUGGUUCUCAACCUUGACUAAUUAGAAUCAUGUGAGGAGCUUUUAGACCUCCCAUUGCUCAGGCCAUCCCUCCAAUCAAUUAAAUUACCGUCUCUGGGAAUUUAACAUUCGUGUUUUGUUUUCUCUUUUUUAACUCCCUAAGUGAUUUUUAUAUGGAGUCAAGAUUGAAAAUAGUAUUAGACAUGCACUUUCCCAAUUUAUACUUUGAAAACAAAGACCUUAGUUCAGAGACUUAUGAGACAGGGGUAUGAUUAGGGGAAGAGUAGGCCCCACAAGUUUUAGGUUAGUGAAGAUUCUGAAAGGUACAAGCUGUAAAGGAGCCUGAGUUUCUGGGUGAACUCAGAAACAACGAAUCCUAGAAGGGCUGAGAGCAGAACAGCCAAGAACAGAACAGAACUGUGGAGUAGUCUCUGGAAUAAAAGAGUGAAGAGUAUAAGAAACAGAAUGGAGGCAGGUCCCAGGAGGAUUCAAUCAGGAAUUCUGACCUUGGGGCCAUGAAUAGGUUUCAUAUCUUCACAGAAAGGGUUUACGCAACUUUUAUAUAUCAUUUUCUGAGAUAUCUGAAUCCUAUAAAAAGAUAAAGAACAUCAAUAUGUGAAAAAGUCAAGGGCUAAGGUAAUGGUAAUCAGACUACAGUUCUAGAAAUGCCCCUCUGGAUCUUUAGUACAUGACUGGCAGCUCUUCUAAACCUCUGUAUUACCUCUAUUAGAAUAUUAUUUCUGAUGUAAUUUGUAGAGAAGCAAAGCAGGAACUGAGGAGAACACUAUAUACAGUAUACUUUAUAAGCAUUAAAUAAAUAUGUAAAAACUCUGAAAUAUAAUCUGAGUUUAUAGUCAUAAUGAAGAUUAUUGGCCCAAUAAUCUAGGGUAGAGUUGUCCAAUCUUUUGGCUUCCAUGGGCCACACUGGAAGAAUUAUCUUGGGCCACACAUAAAAUACACUAACGCUAACAAUAACUGAUGAGUUUAAAAAAUCACAUAAAAAUCUCAUAAUGUUUUAAGAAUGUUUGUGAAUUUGUGUUGAGUCACAUUCAAAGCCACCCUGGGCCACAUGUGGCCUGUGGGCUACAGGUUGGACAAGCUUGAUCUAGGGCAAGUGCUCAACAGUGGCUGCACAGUUAAAUCAUAAGUAAAGCUUUCAAAAAGUAAGGAUGCCUGAUUCCACUCCUAGAGAUUCUGACUUAAUUGGUCUGAUAUGGAGCUGUAACAUCAAUAUUUUUAAAUUUUUCGAUAUGAUUCUAAUGUGUAACCAGCAUUGAGAAACACUAAUCCAGAGGAAACCAGGACUCCUGCUUAUCUUGCACAACUUGGGUGCCCUCAAAAUAUAUGGUAUUGGCAAAGUUAAUCUGAGCCUAAGUUCCAGCACCUGUAAAAGAUGGUAAGAAUUUCCUGAAAGAGGUUGUUGUGAAUAUGUCCUCUCCUGGGUUUAGUCCUUAGCUUUGCAAGAAGUCUAAUAUCUUCAAGUUGAUCAGCCUCAAAUCAGGGACUCAGUAACCACAAACUUGAAAGUGGCUGAUAAAAAACUAACUGGAAAGAUACUACUUUAAUAUGUUUCUCACAAAGCCUGUGAUAAUCAUUUGCCAUAUUUGUGAUCAUAGAAAUUUCUUGUCCCUGCCCCAGAAGCAUUGAAUCAUGUUCUCCAGGGGAGAGCCUGUGAAUCUAUAUUUUUAACUGACACCCUAGGUGAUUUCCCAGAAGUCUGGGAAACAUUGUACUUUAAGUUAUUGUAUUGUCAUUCUGUUAUUGAUUUAUGGUAAGAGGAGAUACAUAUUUCCAUUUCCUAGUUUUUCUUGAUGUCUGUCAUCCAGGGUAUCCUUUUGUUAGUAUCAAAGAAUAUGAAAAACCAAUUAUAAUCAGAAAGUGACUUAGUACACAUGAAAUUAGAGCAUAGAAAAGGAUAGUUUUGAGGGAUCAUUUCAUUCAGAUUUUGACAUAACCUGCUGAGUUUUCCUAGGCCCGCAAUAGUCAGUAGUGUGCAACCUCACGUUCUUCAAAGUCAGCAUCUUUCUUUCCACUUGCAAGCAGUCUUCUGUUUCUAUGAAUAGUCUUUGCUCAGACAAGGCCAAUAUACUUGAUAAUAAUUAAUUUAGCUUCUUUUAAAUGAUUAGGUGACCUUUUGGUUUAAAAGAAGAUUACCAUUGUUGUCCCUAAAGUCUUUGCAGGUACCAAUUUAUUUACUCCUCCCUAGGGUCAGAAUGAUUUUAUAUUUGGCUUAUGAAAUGUAUUAAUUUGCUUUUUCUGAUCAAAGAUAAAGUGGAAGAUGAUGAGAUUUUUAAAAAAUUAAUGUAUCCCUUGCUUCUAAUUCUACCUAUGAAGCAGAAUAGUGUGCUAGUUACUAUAUAGUUGCUAGUGUAUAGUUUUUGACUCUUUUGAAGUGGUAACUAGUAGUUUUGUUUUAGAAUUUUGCUUUCAGCUUUUAUCCUGAGAGUGGGGCUCACUGAACCUCUCUCCUUUCUAAAAUCUGUGGAAAUUACUUUUGGUAACUAAGGCACUGCAGUGAUCUCAGGUAAGAGAGUAAAAAAUUUGCCUUUAUUUGUUUUUAAUGUUUUGGGACGUUUCAGGUUUUGGUUGGGUGGAAACAGAGUUGGGGCAAACAAAAAGAGGUUGGUUAAGAGAUUCAGAGGCAAAGGUUGGUUGGCCAUGCUAAAUUUCAGGUGUCUGUUGCACCUCCAUGUAGCAACAGUCAGUAGACAGAUAGCAGAUUCUUAGGGAAGAAGUUAAGCUAGAGAAGCAGUGUGGUAUAGUGAAAAGAAUUUUGGGCAUUCAAUUAAGAGGCGUGGGCUCUGAGAGGCUAACACUACUACUAACUUGCUCUGUGACUUUGACAAAGUCAUUUGACCUCUCUGGGCCCCAUCUUUAUUGGAAAAUGUCAAGUAGAUGGUCUCUAAUAAAUUCUUGUCCAGUUCUAACAUUAUGUGAUUUUAAAUGUAUACUGACCUUCUUAACUUGAACUCUUUGUUUUUUCAGCAUUUAGUAUGAGAACCUAUGUUUGCCAUAUUUGUAGUAUUGCUUUUACAUCUUUAGAUAUGUUCCGGUCCCAUAUGCAAGGAAGUGAACAUCAAAUUAAAGAAUCCAUUGUUAUCAAUCUAGUGAAGAAUUCAAGGAAGACACAAGACUCUUACCAAAAUGAGUGUGCAGAUUACAUCAAUAUGCAGAAAGCCAGAGGACUAGAGCCCAAGACUUGUUUCAGAAAGAUGGAAGAGAGUUCUUUGGGAACCCACAGAUACAGAGAAGUGGUCGAUUCCAGACCCAGACAUAGAAUAUUUGAACAAAGACUCCCAUUUGAGACUUUCCGAACAUACCCAGCACCAUACAAUAUUUCACAAGCAGUGGAAAAGCAGUUACCUCAUUCAAAGAAGACAUAUGACUCUUUCCAAGAUGAACUUGAAGAUUACAUCAAAGUACAGAAAGCCAGAGGACUAGAUCCAAAGACUUGUUUCAGAAAGGUGAGAGAGAACUCUGUGGAUACUCGUGGGUACAGAGAAAUGGUUGAUUCUGGACCCAGAUCCAGAAUGUGCGAGCAAAGAUUUUCACAUGAGGCUUCCCAGACCUACCAACGACCAUACCAUAUUUCACCAGUGGAAAGCCAAUUACCUCAGUGGUUACCAACCCAUUCAAAAAGGACAUAUGAUUCUUUCCAAGAUGAACUUGAAGAUUACAUAAAAGUGCAGAAAGCCAGAGGACUAGAGCCAAAAACUUGUUUCAGAAAGAUAGGAGAUAGCUCUGUAGAAAUACAUAAGAACAGAGAAAUGGUUGAUGUCAGACCCAGACACAGAAUGUUGGAGCAAAAGCUCCCAUGUGAGACUUUCCAGACCUAUUCAGGACCAUACAGUAUUUCACAAGUAGUGGAAAACCAGUUACCUCAUUGCUUACCAGCUCAUGACAGCAAACAGAGACUAGAUUCUGUUAGCUACUGGCAACUCACCAGAGACUGUUUCCCAGAAAAACCAGUACCCUUGAGCCUUAAUCAGCAAGAAAAUAACUCUGGCUCAUACAGUGUAGAAUCUGAAGUUUACAGGCACCUCUCCUCAGAAAACAAUACUACUGACCAUCAAGCAGGUCAUAAACGGAAACAUCAGAAGAGAAAACGACACCUGGAAGAAGGCAAAGAAAGGCCAGAGAAAGAGCUGUCCAAACAUAAAAGGAAAAAGAGUUAUGAAGAUACAGAGUUAGACAAAGACAAGAGCAUCAGACAAAGGAAAAGAGAGGGGGAUAGAGUCAGGGUCAGUUCAGGAAAGCUUAAGCAUCGAAAAAAGAAAAAAAGCCAUGAUGUACCCUCUGAGAAAGAAGAACGUAAGCACAGGAAAGAGAAAAAGAAAUCUGUUGAAGAAAGGACAGAAGAGGAAAUGCUUUGGGAUGAGUCUAUUCUUGGAUUUUGAAUAUUUAGUUUUGUUUACCAAGGUUGAAUUGAAAAAAAAAAAAUAUAUAUGGAUUUAGAAAAAGACAGGAACAUCCGAUGAAGGAAAGGAGAGGUAGAUACAGUCAGUGUCACUUCAGGACACUUAGUUUUUGUAUAAAAUUUUAAAUUGAAUUAAAAGGAGGAAAAGAAAGCCUAAACUUAACCUCUGAGAAAGAACAUAAGAACUCAAGGAGAACAUAAGAGAAAAGGUAACCUGUUAAAGAAAAGACAAGAAUCUGUGUUUUGGAAUGAGUCUGCUCUUGGGUAUUGAACUUUUAGUUUUGUUUGCCCAAGGAUUAAUUGAGGAAAUCAGCUAAGAAACUGGACUUAGACAAAAGCAAGAAGAUCAGAUGAAGAAAAGGAGAGGUGGACACGUCAGUGUCACUUCAGGAAAGCUAUUUAAGAAAACUUGAAAUUUAAUUGAAGAAACAACAACAACAACAAAAAGCCUAAACCUAGCCUCUGAACAACACUAACAUGAGAACACAAGAACUUAAGAGAAAAAGAAACCUACUCAAGACAGAAGAGACAGUGAUUUGGGAUGAAUCUACUGUAGGAUUUUCAACUUUUUAGUUUUGUUCCUUCAAAGUUGAAGAAAAAAAAAGUUUGGUUUUAUAAAAUUCAUGUUAUUGGAAUUUUUCUAGGUGGAUGGCUACUUUAAAUCUCUAAAAAAGCCAAGUGAAGUAAAAGUAUUCAAUAUGCCUUUUCCUCAAGUUACUUUCCUUCAUUUUCUUAAAAAAGAAAAAGCAUUAUUAAAUGUUUCUCACAUAUCUCACAUAUAAUGUAAUUUCCCUAAAUGAAGUUGUCUCUACUUCUGCUCAUCAAAUUGCUGUGAUAGUGAAUUAUUUACUCAUGAGAGAUAAUUUAUUUUAAAGGACAGAAUUACCAAGCAUUACAAAAUCAAUUCUUUGCUUGGUUUUGUGUUAGUGUUGGUGGUAUUUUAUUGUUGUUUUUCUGUGUUUAUGUGUCUCAGCUUUCUCCAAGGAAUAUGUAUGAAAUAACUUAAACUGAUUUUUUCUUUGUUAAAUCUAAUUUGCAGUGUAUUUUUGCAUUUUCUAGUUCUGAAAGUGGAAAAAUGAAACAGUCUAUAAUAAACUUAGAUGAUAUAUAGUUUUAAAAAGCUCUCAAAAAGUACUGAUAUAAAAAGUCAGUCUAUAUUCUGGAAAUGUUUAUAUUAAAGUUUUAAUUUCUA